GCAGUGCUAGCGCGCGGAGUCAACUGCGCAAGCGCAGAACUGAGAGCCGUCGGUCCCCUCCAGGCACGGGAGUUUUAACGCGCGGGGCACGAAGCGCGGGGCCUCAUGGCGGAAGAGCUACGGCGCGCCGGAGGCCACCAGCUGGGGCUCUGCUUGCUUUGCGGUUUACCUGCCGCGGGUAAAACGACGACGGCGCAGGCCCUGAGCCGGGUCCUGAGGGAGCGCAAAGGGUGGCGCUGCGUCCCCCUCGCUUACGACGACCUCAUCCCUCCGGAAGCGUUCGACCAAUCAAAGGAGAGCUCGGGACAGCGCGAGCAGCAGCCGUUGAUGUCACACUGGAGAUUGUAUCGUCAUGAAUUAUUGCUGUAUCUUGAACAUUUCCUUCAAAAUUUUAUUAAAGGAUGCCAUUAUUCUCCUCCUCCAAACAGAACUGAAACAACAUGGAAAAGGUUUGCCUGCUAUCUGAAAGAACAAGAAUUAAUAUAUCCAAGAACAGGAACUGAAGACUCUGCAUCUUGUCAAUAUUUAAUAGAUUUUAUCCCUCUCAGACCAAUAUAUUUUAUUUUAGAUGACAACUUUUAUUAUCGGAGUAUGAGAUAUGAAGUGUACCAGUUAGCUCGCCAGUAUACCCUGGGCUUCUGUCAGUUGUUCUUAGAUUGUCAGGCUGAUGUUUGUUUAGAGAGAAACAGUCAGAGAAAACAACCAUUACCUGAAGAAACCAUCCAUGCAAUGGUGCAAAAAAUGGAAGUUCCAAAUCCAGAGAAAUACGCCUGGGAGCAGAAUAGCCUCAUUCUGAAGACUACAGAAUGUUCAGUAGAAGAUAAUCUUCAAGUGCUUGAUUUGCUAUCUACUGCUCUGGAAAAUCCAGUGAAACCCCUGGAAGAGAAUACAGAAGUAAAGGAAAUGGAUCGAGCUAUUUGUGCAGCCAGUGUUCUUCAUCAAGCAGACCAGGCCGUCAGGCGAGCUGUCUCUCAGACCAUGAAGACUGCUAAAGAUAAUAACCUUACCCCAAAGGAGAUGAAGAGCUUGGCAGAUGAACUAAAUAUGCUGAAAGUGGAAUUUUUGGAAGAUUUGAGGCAUAGAGAAAAUGAGAAAAAUAACCAAUUGAAUAUGAAUGUAACCUCUUUAUUCAGCCAACAGUCAGAUGGCAUUGUUAAGAAAUAUUUAAGUGAGAAGUAGUAGCAUUUUUAUACAUUCAGUGAAGGGGGAUAUAACGCUGUGGCAUGUGGGUUUGGCAAGAAUACUAGAUAUUGCUGAGAUUUGGCAUCUGAUGUCUCAUUGGAAAAAAAUGAGCCAAUUCCCUCACUCUCUCUGUUCGGACUGACUGCCAAAAAUACCAGUUGUACCAAGAAGCUUCAGGAUCCAUAAGGAGAAGAAAGAUACAGUGAAAUUUACCCUUGCUAUAAUUUGAAAUAUGUCUGCAGCCAGGAUCAUUGACUCAUACAUAUGACCCAGAUGUUAUUAAACUUCAAAGUCCCACCAGCCCCUACUAGCAUGGCUGAAGAUCUAAUGGACGAUGUUAGUUGUAGUCCAACAACUGGAGGGCAAGGGGCAUAGUGGGCAAACAAUGGCUGGAUCUAGACACAUUAAAGAAGCAUUCCAGUUAAAAGCGUUGUAAAUUUAAAUAGGGAAAACAAGUAUUGUAGAUAAAAACGGGACUCUACAAUGCAAUCUGGUGGCACAAUGUUAUAUUGCAUAUGCAAUGCAUAUAAAUCACUUUUUCUUUACCAAUUUGGCUGAGUUGUGUGUGUAACUUUAGCACUGUUAUAAAAUACUGUACAUUAAAGACCAUCAGAAUCAA
Messenger RNA from Podarcis muralis (Common wall lizard), 1801 nucleotides. It is a transcript of the gene PSTK, whose product is annotated as phosphoseryl-tRNA kinase. The record is from RefSeq and is a predicted model, not a curated record. Gene Ontology annotation, molecular function: tRNA binding; kinase activity. Lineage: Eukaryota; Metazoa; Chordata; Lepidosauria; Squamata; Lacertidae.